Messenger RNA from Lepus europaeus (European hare), 1553 nucleotides. RefSeq names its product selectin L (gene SELL). The transcript is spliced from 9 exons. The coding region runs from base 107 to 1237 and encodes 376 amino acids. Lineage: Eukaryota; Metazoa; Chordata; Mammalia; Lagomorpha; Leporidae. Gene Ontology annotation, molecular function: sialic acid binding; oligosaccharide binding. Gene Ontology annotation, cellular component: membrane; external side of plasma membrane. The record is from RefSeq and is a predicted model, not a curated record. Gene Ontology annotation, biological process: leukocyte tethering or rolling; response to cytokine; heterophilic cell-cell adhesion.
GCCCUGCAGCACCGCAGGCUCCCUUUGGGCAGAGAUCCAGGGAUCCCGGGGGCUGAGUUGAGAGGCUGAAGGACUGCAGAAGAGCUAGAGAGGGGCCAAGCAAACCAUGAUAUUUCCAUGGAAAUGCCAGAGCCCUCAGAGGGGAUUGUGGAACGUCUUCAAGUUGUGGGUCUGGGCAACACUCUGCUGUGAUUUCCUGGCAUAUCAUGGAAUCAACUGUUGGACUUACCAUUAUUCUGAAAAACCCAUGAACUGGGAAAGGGCUCGAAAGUUCUGCCAAGAAAACUACACGGAUUUAGUCGCCAUACAAAACAAGGGAGAAAUUGAGUAUCUGGAGAAGACGCUGCCCUUUAGCCGCUCUUACUACUGGAUAGGAAUCCGGAAGAUAGGAAACACAUGGACAUGGGUGGGGACCAACAAAUCUCUCACCGCAGAAGCAGAGAACUGGGGAGAGGGGGAGCCCAACAACAAGAAGACCAAGGAGGACUGCGUGGAGAUCUACAUCAAGAGGCUCAGAGACUCAGGAAAAUGGAACGAUGACUCCUGCCAAAAACGGAAGGCAGCCCUCUGCUACACAGCUUCCUGCCGUCCUGGGUCAUGCAGUGGCCAUGGAGAAUGUGUGGAAGUCAUCAACAACCACACCUGCAACUGUGAUGUGGGGUACUAUGGGCCCCAGUGCCAGUUUGUGAUGCAGUGUGAGCCUUUGGAGGCCCCGGAGCUGGGGACCAUGGCCUGCACUCACCCUUUGGGAGAGUUCAGCUUCAGUUCACAGUGUGGCUUCAGCUGCUUGGAGGGAACAAACUUAACUGGGAUUGAAGAAACCACUUGUGGACCACUUGGAAAUUGGUCAUCUCUAAGACCAACCUGCCAAGUCAUUCAGUGUGAGCCUCUGACAGCACCUGAUCUGGGGACCAUUGACUGUAGUCAUCCUCGGGCUGUCUUUGGCUUUACCUCCACGUGCACCUUCAGCUGCUCAGAAGGAGCUGAGUUAAUCGGGAUGAAAAAAACUGUUUGUGGAUCAUCUGGAAUCUGGUCCAGUCCUACGCCAAAAUGUCAAAAAGUGGACAGAAGCUUCUCUAUGAUCAAAGAGGGUGACUAUAACCCCCUCUUCAUUCCUGUGGCAGUCAUGGUAACUGCCUUCUCUGGGUUGGCAUUCAUCAUUUGGCUGGCAAGGCGACUCAAAAAAGGAAAGAAAUCUCAGAAAAGCAAGGAAGACAUAUUAAUCCACCCUCUGUGAAAGAAAAUUCUUGGCAUAUUAAAGAGUCAUUAGAUCCUCCAAUCUGCAUGUAAAGAUUUGUGUGACGUUGUCUCCUCUAUCAGAGAUGAAGUGUGUCUUCAGUGCAUCUGGAAAGAGUUCUACGUGGCCAACAGCUCCUUCUGCUCCUGUUUUGUCCCUCAUUCAUCUCCCAGCCCCACCUAACAAUGAUUUAUAUAGCUCAGUCUUUUAUUAUUUUUUUCUGUGGAAGAAAACACAAGAUCUUCAGGGAAAAGGAUUACUGUGGAGUAUAAAGAUGUCUUAUGUUGCUCUUUCUUGUCUUUUGUUCACAAUUUCA